Molecule: messenger RNA, 1483 nt
Organism: Syngnathoides biaculeatus (alligator pipefish)
Lineage: Eukaryota; Metazoa; Chordata; Actinopteri; Syngnathiformes; Syngnathidae
Product: V-set and Ig domain-containing protein
Exons: 3
Coding region: 551-1384 (277 amino acids)
Biological process (GO): regulation of bone resorption; regulation of osteoclast development; regulation of actin cytoskeleton organization
Cellular component (GO): plasma membrane
Source: RefSeq, a predicted model, not a curated record
GAAACACCAGAAACGUAUAAAAAAAAAAAAGCCUAUAAUUCAAGAUAAUAAAUAGGUUCAAGAGGGGUUUUGUCAUUAUGUGAGAUUUUUGGGUGGUGUGUGAGAGGUUUUUUUUUUUAAGUAUGUUUUUUGGCGGGUUAUUGGGGCAAGUUUUUAAAGUUUUAAGGGUAUGAUCGAAUUAUUUUUUUUGGGUCACCUCUGAGAUUUUUUUGUUGUUUUUGUAGAAAGAGAUUUGUUGUUGUUUUUUUUUAGGACUGUGAGAGGUUAUGUGAAGUUAAAAAUUUUCCAUGCAUUUGAAGGGUUUUGGGGAAAAGAUAAAAAUGUUAUUUUUUUUCUAUACAACACCUCAUAUCUUUCUGAGGUAUUUGUUAUGUUUCUGCACCACUGUAACUUCCCCCCAGACAAGAAAAACUUCCUCAAAAUUAAACUCAAAAUAAAGCAAGAGCCACGCUGGAAAAACAUCAACACUGACAUACAUACACAUUGUCUCUCAGUCACUCCCACCCUCCUUCACUCACUCAUUCAUUCAUAACUCAUUCACUCUUCCACCAUGGAGGUGUUGCUCUGCAUCUUGUUGUUUGCUGCUAACAGAGUUUGGAGCUCUGAAGAUGGUACAUGGGUAGUGCACAUGCAUGCGGAGGUGCGCAGCCUGGCGGGCUACCCGGUGGUUGUGCCCUGCACCUUCAGCCACCCUCGCCAUUCCCACCACGCCUCAGUACGAGUGCGAUGGCGUCUGGUCGGUAGUCAAGGGACCACUGUCCUGUACCACUGCACUAGUAAAGUCGGGUCCCCUGACUGCGAGCCCGGGCCCCAGCAGGACCCACGAUACCGACUGGAGGGUGACCCCCGCUUGCAUGAUCUAUCCCUGCGCAUAAAGGACGUCACCCUGGGGGACAGCGGGAUCUACUACUGCGGUUUGGAAGUGGCGGGAAGAGAUCACAAGAGCGUGGAGGACAACUUGGGUACCCGACUGACGGUGGAGGCGCCACCCAACAUCUUGUCCUUGCGGGUGGUGGCCAGCGAAGGUUUAGGCUACACAGCUGAGUGCCGAAUGGAGGGCUCACCGCCGCCCGACAUCAAGUGGCUGGGCCCCGACCACCCCCUGGAAGGUUCUACAGCGGGCCCCCUCAAUCCGGCCGGCGACCUUGUCGUCAGCCAGCUCCACGAUGUCGAACCCGGAUGGCAGGUCACGUGCUCUGCCUCCAACCCACUUGGGAAAGAUCAGGCAACUCUCUACUUGCUGCACCCUCAUACGCCCCCACCCAAGGAUGGGCUACCGCCCCAUCUCCUUCUGCUCCUGGUUCUGUCUCUGGGGUCCAAGGUUGCCAUGUUGGUGGGGAUUGGGGUGUGGCUGGUGCCUAAGGUGGUCCUCUGGCACAAUUGAUUGCCCAUCCACUGUGUGCCACCCUGAACCACUAACCCCACUUUUAAACUUUCAGAAUUUUAAUCAUUAGCAACAAAGUCCAAUAAAGUUUACAUUUUG